AUGUGGCUAGCUCGAGUAAAGGCCCUGAAUGAGGCCAGAUUGGUCAACCAACAAAUUAGAUCUCUCUCGACAACUCAAAAGACGAAAAAAGUUUUUGGAAUUCAAUGGUUUGCCAAAAAUCGUAAACUGACUGAUGCUGAAGCUGCGGUUAGUCAAGCGCCAAUAAAUACUCGUGCAGGUGCAAUCGAUAAUCCAAUCUAUCAAACCCACACCAUGUCCGUUGUACAGGAAGACGAUGUUUUCAAGGGGUAUGCUCGUUUCAUUUGAUUUUUUAUAGUUUUAGGAAGCUAUUGUUAAAAUUUUACAUUCUUCAGUUCUGGGCUCAAAGUUUUUAAAUUAGUGCAUAGAACAAUCUCCAUAAAAAUAAAACACUACUUUUUAGUGCUUGGUAUCGAGAACGGCCAGCAAAUGAGAUUAAAGCCGACAGAAUUUGCGGAACUAUUGCUGCCACUUUCUUUUGGGCUUGGACUUUCUAUGAGCUAUACUAUCGCUACGAAAUGUUCAUCGUAAGUUUAAGUCAAUAACUGGGAUAAGAUUAUAUAUUGUGUUAGUUCUCUUUUCAAAUUAAAAAACAAUAUAUUACGAAAAUCAUCGUUUAGGGCCAUUUCUACAUCCCCUACGGUGCCGAAUUCACCGACGAAGAGCUGGGAAUUCCCCCAGACGACGCUCCCGAUCCAGAAUACUGGGGACAUCACGGUCAACGCGCUUCUACCUAUCGUUAA
Molecule: messenger RNA, 722 nt
Organism: Bursaphelenchus okinawaensis
Lineage: Eukaryota; Metazoa; Nematoda; Chromadorea; Rhabditida; Aphelenchoididae
Source: the annotation of a GenBank genome assembly